AUGGGGGACGCUCUGCCCUGGAGGCUGUUCCAGCUGCUCUUACUGUGGGGGCACGUGCUUCAGAGAGCAGAGACAGACUCAGAGGGACAGACGGCGGGGGAGCUAUACCUGCGCUGGGAACGCUACCGCAGCGAGUGCCAGGCAGUUCUGGAGGCUACCGAGCCUGCAGCAGGGCUUGCCUGCAAUGGCUCCUUUGAUAUGUAUGUCUGCUGGAACUACACUGCACCCAACACCACUGCCCGGGCAUCCUGCCCAUGGUACCUGCCCUGGCACCGCCAUGUGGCCACAGGUUUUGUUCUCCGCCAGUGUGGCACUGAUGGCCAGUGGGGUUCUUGGAGAGACCAUUCCCAGUGUGAGAACCCAGAGAAGAAUGGAGCCUUUCAGGACCAAACGCGGAUCCUGGAGCGAUUGCAGGUGAUGUACACGGUCGGCUACUCCCUGUCCCUUGUCACGCUGCUCCUCGCCCUGAUCAUCUUAAGUUUUUUCAGGAGACUGCGCUGUACUCGGAACUACAUCCACAUCAACCUCUUUGUGUCAUUCAUGCUUCGAGCGGCCGCCAUCCUGUCCCGGGACCGGCUUCUCUCUUCACCUGGUCCCUUCACUGGGGACCGGACCCCAAGCCUGAGGACUCAGGCCCUCGCUGCUUGCCGCAUGGCCCAGAUCAUCACCCAGUACUGCGUGGGCGCCAACUACACAUGGCUGCUGGUGGAGGGCGCCUACCUGCACAGCCUUCUGGUGCUGGCGGGCGGCUCCGAGGGCGGCCACUUUCGGGGCUACCUGCUCUUUGGCUGGGGGGCCCCCGCGCUUUUCGUCAUUCCCUGGGUGAUCGUCAGGUACCUGUACGAGAACACGCAAUGCUGGGAGCGAAACGACGUCAAGGCCAUUUGGUGGAUCAUCCGCACUCCUAUCCUCUUGACCAUCUUGAUUAAUUUUCUCAUCUUCAUCCGCAUCCUUGGCAUCCUCAUUUCCAAGCUGAGGACCAGACAGAUGCGCUGUCCAGACUACCGCCUGAGGCUGGCUCGCUCCACGCUGACUCUAGUGCCCCUGCUCGGGGUCCACGAGGUGGUGUUUGCUCCAGUGACAGAGGAACAAGCUCAGGGGACCCUGCGCUUCGCCAAACUGGCCUUUGAGAUCUUCCUCAGCUCUUUCCAGGGCUUCCUGGUCAGCGUCCUGUACUGCUUUGUCACCAAGGAGGUGCAGUCGGAGAUCCGCCGCGCCUGGCAUCGCUGUCGCCUGCGCCGAGGCCUCGGGGACGGGCCACGCCGGCCCUCGGAGCGCGCCUCGGUGGUCCUGCCCUUGGAUCUCAGCCCGGUCCCCCCUGGCAGCGUCCUGACCCCGGGCACACUCCCCAAGCCCGCUCAGGACGAGGCCAGCCGGGUCGUGGACAGUUACUGCUAA
Molecule: messenger RNA, 1398 nt
Organism: Suncus etruscus (white-toothed pygmy shrew)
Lineage: Eukaryota; Metazoa; Chordata; Mammalia; Eulipotyphla; Soricidae
Gene: GIPR
Product: gastric inhibitory polypeptide receptor
Exons: 13
Coding region: 1-1398 (465 amino acids)
Biological process (GO): cell surface receptor signaling pathway; adenylate cyclase-modulating G protein-coupled receptor signaling pathway
Cellular component (GO): plasma membrane
Molecular function (GO): G protein-coupled peptide receptor activity; peptide hormone binding; gastric inhibitory peptide receptor activity
Source: RefSeq, a predicted model, not a curated record